Molecule: messenger RNA, 1164 nt
Organism: Saprolegnia parasitica CBS 223.65
Lineage: Eukaryota; Oomycota; Saprolegniomycetes; Saprolegniales; Saprolegniaceae
Exons: 1
Coding region: 1-1140 (379 amino acids)
Biological process (GO): microtubule cytoskeleton organization; positive regulation of cytokinesis; regulation of exit from mitosis
Molecular function (GO): protein tyrosine/serine/threonine phosphatase activity
Source: RefSeq, a predicted model, not a curated record
AUGGGGACGUUUCGCAACCCGUCGUUGAUGCUGGCCACGGCGUGGAGCCAGCGCGUCCACGUGUGCGACCGCGUCGUGUACGUCGAGUGGCGGCAGCGGCCGCCGGCGUCGUGGUGGCCGUUGCGCCGCCUCGUGCCGUACGAGCUCCAGCUCCCUAAUUCGCUGAGCCUUAGCUACGUGGUGCGCACCGCUGGCGCUGUCGACACGGCAUCCAAGGCGCUGCCACGCGACCACUCGCUCUGCAUUUCGCUGAUGGUCGACGCGCAGGCGCGCCGGGCCAUGGCCAUUUGCAUCAUCGGAGCGUGGCGCGUCCUGUAUCACAGCGCGACGGCGGCCGUCGCCCACGCGCCAUUCGACCAUUUGCACUUGCCGCCCGACCCGUUUUCGUCGACGCCAACGUUUCCACUGCAUGCGCUCGACUGGCUACGGGGCCUCGAGAAGGCGGCCAGUCUCGGCUUUGUCUCGGCGAGCCUCGAUGUCGACGAGUACGAGCGCUGCGCGAGCGCUGCGAAUGGCGCCAUCACGUGGUCGUGCAAGAAACUGGCCGUCUUCCAGCCGUCGUCGCCCGCGUUAAGCCCGUACGUUCCCUAUUUUCAAAAGCACAAUACUCGCGUCGUGAUUGCGCUGGAGCGGCCGACGUGCGUCGACGUUGUCGGCGUCGAGCAGUACCUCGACAUGACGUGCGAAGGCGAGUCGUGGGACUCGCUCUUCAACCGGUUCCUCGAGGCGGUCGAGAGCAGUCACGGCACGGUCGCGAUCCACUGCAGCUCGGGCUUGCACCGGUCGCAGACGUGCGUCGGCGGCUUCCUCAUGCGCACCUACGGCUUCUCGGCGCGCCAAGCGAUUGCAUGGAUACGCCUCGUGCGCCCGGGCUCGCUCGCGCCAUCCCACGUGCACGCGCUCGAGGCGUGGGAGCGCGUCUGGUCGGGCAAGUCGCCGCCGGAAAUGGAGUCGGCGCUCACCGUGCACAUUGGCUCGAUGACGCUCGGCACGAGUCUCUUUGCCAAGGACGGUGGCAAAACCAAGAAGCGGCGGGACUCGAUGAAGCCACUCACGCCCCUCGAGAGCUCCGACUUGGUGGCACCGCGCUCGAUUGUACGCAUCGGGUCAACGCCGAAUCGGUCCCGACUGCGCUUAUGACCAAGUCUGUCAUCCAUUUUCCGU